CCCCAAAAUCCCAAUUACAGCAAAAAAAAGGGCUCCCACGACACCUUCAACUGCUUCCCAAUUACCCUACGUCGAACCCCCAUCUGCUUCGAAAUCAACCCACGAAGAACACCCACCUUGCCCAACACCAUCGCCAUUACUGAUUUCCCCAGACCGCUUCCUCCCCCAAACCCUAGACUCACGCCGCACACCACGCCAGACCACCUCCUCUGCGCCGCCGCAACACCUCGCCAAACCACCCCUGCAACGCCGUCGGACCACCAGGUUAGAGUAGUUGAAGUUGGAGGUGAACAAAUCGGGUUAGGGUUUGAAUCCGAACUGGGUUCAAAAUGGUUGCCUUCAUUCUUGCUGUUGUUUAGGCCUGCUGGUGUCGUAUGGGAGAUUUGUCUGAAGUUCUUCUUUGUGUUCUACAAGUAGAUAGUUUGAUGAUAUAUAGUGCAUCAGGCACAUUAUGUUAUACUGCUAUCGUCAUUUAAAGAACAGUUACAGCAACAUGUUCGUGUCCAUGCAAUGGAAGCAGUCAUGGCUUGUUGGGAGCUAGAACAAUCUUUACAAAGCUUAACAGGUGUAUCACCUGGGGAGGGUACAUGAGCAACAAUGUCCGACGACGAUGAAGAGCAAGUAGACGGUGACACUAACAUGUUUGACAGUGGUCUCGAUGUUUCAGACAGUAUGGGAUUUGGCCUUCCAACUGAAAUUGAGUGUUCUUUAAUGGAAUGGGUUAGGCAAGAGCUCAAACACGAGCUAAAGCAGUCAUGUAAGCAAUGCCUGCGUAGAUAUGUUCUUCAAGGGCAAGCACCAACUGCUUUUCAAGAUAUGAAAGUUGUAGGAUUGGCAGAUGCUAUUGAAGGGAGAGUCAAUGUCAUCUUACACAAUGGACAGAUGCUCAGAUGUACGUUUCGUAUAUACCCUUCUUCAUCAUUGGCAAAUGAUUGCAUUGCAGGGAUGGCUGAGGGACUUGAAGCUAAUUUAUACAAUCACUUUACAGUUCUUCUUUGGGGAAAUUGCGACUCAACGCAUCUAACGUGGCGGAUGACGUGGCAUGAAUAUCAGGCUUAUCUAAUACUCAUAGUAAAUGAUUACUCGGCUAAGUGGGAGAAUGUAAGAUUAAAUAUAUUAUGUUUA
Molecule: messenger RNA, 1125 nt
Organism: Helianthus annuus (common sunflower)
Lineage: Eukaryota; Viridiplantae; Streptophyta; Magnoliopsida; Asterales; Asteraceae
Product: anaphase-promoting complex subunit 1-like
Exons: 6
Biological process (GO): protein K11-linked ubiquitination; metaphase/anaphase transition of mitotic cell cycle; anaphase-promoting complex-dependent catabolic process
Cellular component (GO): anaphase-promoting complex
Molecular function (GO): molecular adaptor activity
Source: RefSeq, a predicted model, not a curated record